Messenger RNA from Myotis myotis, 9103 nucleotides. It is a transcript of the gene MED13L, whose product is annotated as mediator complex subunit 13L. The transcript is spliced from 29 exons. Lineage: Eukaryota; Metazoa; Chordata; Mammalia; Chiroptera; Vespertilionidae. The record is from RefSeq and is a predicted model, not a curated record. Gene Ontology annotation, cellular component: mediator complex. The coding region runs from base 53 to 6610 and encodes 2185 amino acids. Gene Ontology annotation, biological process: regulation of transcription by RNA polymerase II. Gene Ontology annotation, molecular function: transcription coregulator activity.
GAUGAGGGAAAAUCAUUGAUUGGCUGCCUCCUGCAUGCCCUGAAACCCAGACAUGUGCCCUGACCAGGAGUUGAACCGUGACCUCCUGGUUCAUUGGUUGACGCUCAACAUGAUGGUGAACAUAUAUGCUGAACUCACGGGAAUCAAAUGGCGUAGGUACAAUUUUGGAGGGCAUGGGGACUGUGGACCCAUAAUUUCAGCCCCAGCCCAAGAUGAUCCAAUCCUGUUAAGUUUCAUCCGCUGUCUGCAAGCCAACUUGCUGUGUGUAUGGCGUCGUGAUGUCAAACCAGAUUGCAAAGAGUUAUGGAUAUUCUGGUGGGGAGAUGAACCCAACUUAGUGGGCGUAAUACAUCAUGAACUGCAAGUUGUGGAAGAGGGACUCUGGGAAAAUGGCCUUUCCUAUGAAUGUCGGACGCUACUCUUCAAAGCAAUCCACAAUCUGUUAGAAAGGUGCCUAAUGGAUAAGAACUUCGUUAGGAUUGGGAAAUGGUUUGUUCGACCAUAUGAAAAGGAUGAAAAGCCAGUCAACAAAAGUGAACAUUUGUCCUGUGCUUUCACAUUCUUUCUUCAUGGGGAAAGUAAUGUAUGCACAAGUGUGGAGAUUGCCCAACACCAGCCAAUUUAUUUGAUCAAUGAGGAGCAUAUACACAUGGCUCAGUCUUCACCUGCACCAUUUCAAGUACUGGUAAGUCCUUAUGGAUUAAACGGCACGCUAACAGGCCAAGCAUACAAGAUGUCCGACCCAGCCACCCGUAAGUUGAUAGAGGAAUGGCAGUAUUUCUACCCAAUGGUGCUGAAAAAGAAAGAAGAAUUGAAAGAAGAGGAGUUGGGAUACGACAAUGAUUUCCCUGUGGCAGUCGAAGUAAUUGUUGGUGGUGUCCGGAUGGUUUAUCCUUCAGCUUUUGUUCUGAUCUCUCAGAAUGACAUCCCAGUUCCUCAGAGCAUUGCCAGUGCUGGAGGCCAUAUUUCAGUUGGGCAGCAGGGACUUGGUAGUGUGAAGGACCCAAGUAACUGCGGGAUGCCUCUUACCCCGCCCACCUCUCCAGAACAGGCUGCCACAGGUGAGAGUGGAGGUGCUCAGAGUGCUGUCAGUCACUUAGGUGCCCAAGAUGGGGGGAUGAUAACUAUGCACAGUCCAAAGAGAUCGGGGAAGAUUCCUCUAAAACUCCACAAUCAUAUGGUCCAUCGAGUCUGGAAGGAAUGCAUCCUCAACAGAACGCAGUCCAAGAGGAGCCAAGUGUCAACUCCAACUCUUGAAGAAGAGCCUGCUAACAAUCCUACUACUUGGGAUUUUGUGGAUCCAACCCAAAGAGUCAGCUGUUCCUGCUCUAGGCAUAAACUUUUAAAACGUUGUGCCGUAGGAACCAACCGACCUCCCACAAUAUCUCAACCAGGGUUCAAUGCAGGACCAUCAUCAUCUUCAUCUUUACCACCUCCUGCUUCUUCUAAGCACAAAACAACAGAAAGACAGGAAAAGGGAGACAAGUUGCAAAAGAGACCCUUGAUACCAUUUCACCAUAGGCCCUCUGUGGCCGAAGAGUUAUGCAUGGAACAGGAUACACCAGGGCAGAAGCUAGGGUUGGCAGGGAUAGACUCCUCCUUAGAGGUGUCCAGCAGUAGGAAGUAUGAUAAGCAAAUGGCCGUGCCUUCCAGAAACACAAGCAAGCAAAUGAAUCUGAAUCCUAUGGAUUCACCUCAUUCCCCUAUUUCCCCUCUGCCACCAACACUCAGCCCUCAGCCGCGAGGUCAGGAAACGGAGAGUCUGGACCCACCAUCUGUCCCUGUGAAUCCAGCUCUCUAUGGAAAUGGGCUGGAACUCCAGCAGUUGUCUACUCUGGAUGACAGAACUGUCCUCGUAGGCCAAAGACUGCCUCUGAUGGCAGAGGUCAGCGAGACAGCCUUAUAUUGUGGGAUUAGGCACUCAAACCCGGAGUCAUCAGAUAAGUGGUGGCAUAGUUUUUGUCUCCCACCCAUUGAUGAUGUUGAGUUCCGGCCUCCAGAGCUUCAGGGUGAGAGGUGUGAUGCCAAAAUGGAGGUAAACUCAGAGAGCACUGCAUUGCAAAGACUCUUAGCACAACCUAAUAAACGGUUUAAAAUCUGGCACGACAAGCAGCCCCAGAUGCAGCCACUCCACUUCCUUGACCCAUUGCCUCUCUCACAACAACCUGGAGACAGUUUGGGAGAAGUCAAUGACCCAUAUACCUUUGAGGACGGUGACAUAAAAUACAUCUUUACAGCAAACAAGAAAUGCAAACAAGGGACGGAAAAAGAUUCCCUGAAAAAGAAUAAGUCAGAGGAUGGAUUUGGUACCAAGGAUGUCACUACACCAGGUCAUUCCACGCCGGUGCCUGAUGGGAAAAAUGCCAUGUCUAUUUUCAGUUCUGCUACUAAAACAGAUGUCCGGCAAGAUAAUGCUGCUGGCAGAGCUGGCUCCAGUAGCCUUACGCAGGUGACAGAUUUGGCACCUUCCCUGCAUGACUUAGACAACAUCUUUGAUAAUUCUGAUGACGACGAACUUGGGGCUGUAUCACCUGCACUUCGUUCAUCAAAAAUGCCAACAGUUGGGACUGAAGACAGACCUCUUGGGAAGGAUGGAAGAGCUGCUGUUCAUUACGCACCAACAGUUGCAGACCUGCAAAGGAUGUUCCCCACCCCUCCUUCUUUGGAACAGCACCCUGCAUUUUCUCCUGUGAUGAGUUACAAAGAUGGGAUCAGUUCAGAGACAGUGACAGCAUUAGGCAUGAUGGAGAGUCCUAUGGUCAGUAUGGUUUCAACACAACUCACUGAAUUCAAAAUGGAAGUGGAAGAUGGCUUAGGAAGCCCUAAGCCAGAGGAAAUAAAGGACUUCUCAUAUGUGCACAAAGUUCCAACUUUUCAACCUUUUGUGGGAUCUUCCAUGUUUGCUCCACUGAAGAUGUUGCCGAGCCAAUGCCUGCUACCUCUGAAGAUACCUGAUGCCUGUCUGUUUCGGCCUUCGUGGGCAAUCCCUCCUAAAAUUGAACAACUGCCCAUGCCACCUGCAGCCACUUUCGUUAGAGAUGGCUACAACAAUGUGCCUAGCGUCGGGAGCCUAGCAGACCCAGACUAUCUGAACACACCACAAAUGAACACACCAGUGACGUUGAACAGUACUGCCCCAGCCAGCAACAGUGGAGCAGGAGUUCUGCCAUCGCCAGCAACCCCUCGCUUCUCUGUCCCCACGCCACGAACCCCCAGGACCCCAAGAACUCCCAGAGGUGGGGGCACUGCCAGUGGUCAAGGGUCUGUUAAAUAUGACAGCACCGAUCAGGGGUCACCAGCCUCUACCCCCUCUACCACACGGCCCCUUAACUCUGUGGAGCCUGCCACCAUGCAGCCAAUUCCAGAAGCCCACAGUCUCUAUGUCACCCUGAUUCUCUCUGAUUCUGUGAUGAAUAUCUUUAAAGACAGAAACUUUGACAGCUGUUGCAUCUGUGCCUGCAACAUGAACAUCAAAGGGGCAGAUGUCGGGCUUUACAUCCCCGAUUCUUCCAACGAGGACCAGUACCGCUGUACCUGUGGGUUCAGUGCGAUUAUGAAUCGCAAACUUGGUUACAAUUCAGGACUCUUCCUGGAAGAUGAGUUGGAUAUUUUUGGGAAGAAUUCUGAUAUCGGUCAGGCUGCAGAGAGGCGCUUAAUGAUGUGUCAGACCACCUUCCUUCCUCAGAUGGAGGCAGCCAGAAAACCCCAGGAGCCACCUAUAAGCCUUCUCCUCCUCCUCCAGAACCAACACACACAACCUUUUGCUUCACUGAGUUUCCUGGACUACAUUUCCUCGAACAACCGCCAAACUCUUCCCUGCGUAAGCUGGAGUUACGACCGGGUGCAAGCAGAUAAUAAUGAUUACUGGACGGAAUGCUUUAAUGCCUUGGAGCAAGGGCGGCAGUAUGUGGAUAAUCCCACAGGGGGAAAAGUGGAUGAAGCACUGGUGAGAAGUGCCACUGUGCACUCUUGGCCUCAUAGCAACGUGCUGGACAUCAGCAUGCUCUCCUCCCAGGAUGUGGUCCGUAUGCUGCUGUCCCUGCAGCCCUUUCUCCAAGACGCCAUCCAGAAGAAGCGCACGGGCAGGACCUGGGAGAACAUCCAGCACGUGCAGGGCCCGCUCACCUGGCAGCAGUUCCACAAGAUGGCAGGCCGGGGCACCUACGGUUCAGAAGAAUCUCCUGAGCCGUUGCCCAUCCCCACCCUGCUGGUAGGCUAUGACAAAGACUUCCUCACCAUCUCGCCAUUCUCCUUGCCGUUUUGGGAGAGGCUGUUGUUGGACCCAUAUGGGGGCCACCGUGAUGUUGCCUAUAUUGUGGUGUGUCCAGAAAAUGAGGCCUUGCUCGAAGGAGCCAAAACUUUCUUCAGGGACUUGAGCGCUGUAUAUGAGAUGUGUAGGCUUGGGCAGCACAAGCCCAUCUGCAAAGUGCUACGUGAUGGGAUCAUGCGUGUGGGGAAGACUGUGGCACAGAAGCUGACCGACGAGCUUGUGAGUGAGUGGUUUAACCAGCCGUGGAGCAACGAGGAGAAUGACAAUCAUUCCAGACUCAAACUUUAUGCGCAAGUUUGCCGCCAUCACCUAGCACCUUAUUUAGCCACUCUGCAGCUCGAUAGCAGCCUGUUGACGCCACCUAAGUACCAGAACCCACCAGCAGCAGCACAGGGACAAGCUACUCCUGGGAACACUGGACCUUUAGCUGCAAAUGCAGGGUCAGCAGCUCCCUCCGCUGGCGGUGCAUUUAAUCCCACCUCCAAUGGCAGUUCUGCAAACCCUGCAGCAAGUAGUUCCACAUCUGGUUCCACCGUGCCACCGGUCUCAUCGUCUGCCUCUGCUCCCGUCGUUAGCCAGCUAGGCACUACCUCUUCGUCAGGAUUCAGUGGUAGUGUUGGAGGGCAGAACCCCAGCACUGGGUCCAGUUCUGCUGAUAGAACGCAAGGGAACAUAGGCUGUGGUGGAGACCCUGAGCCUGGGCAGAGCUCCUCUCAGCCCUCACAGGACGGACAAGAAAGUGACUUUCUCUGCAGUGUUACAGAGAGGGAGAGAAUAGGAAUUCCCACGGAGCCUGACUCCGCAGACAGCCAGGCCUAUCCUCCAGCUGUUGUCAUUUACAUGGUGGACCCCUUCACCUACACUGCAGAGGAAGACUCUACCUCUGGAAACUUUUGGCUGUUGAGUUUGAUGCGCUGCUACACAGAGAUGCUGGAUAAUUUACCUGAGCAUAUGAGAAAUUCUUUCAUUCUCCAGAUUGUGCCUUGCCAGUCCAUGCUGCAGACAAUGAAGGAUGAACAAGUUUUGUACAUUCAAUACUUGAAGUCCAUGGCAUUUUCAGUGUACUGCCAGUGCAGGCGACCUCUGCCUACACAGAUCCACAUUAAGUCCCUCACAGGGUUCGGGCCUGCCGCCAGCAUUGAGAUGACCCUCAAGAAUCCGGAGCGGCCCAGCCCAAUCCAGCUUUACUCCCCUCCUUUUAUAUUGGCCCCAAUCAAAGACAAGCAGACAGAGGCCCCAAACAAAGACAAGCAGACAGAGCUGGGAGAGAUACUUGGUGAAGCAAGCCAGAAAUACAAUGUGCUCUUUGUGGGCUAUUGUUUGUCUCAUGACCAGCGCUGGCUUUUGGCUUCCUGCACUGACCUCCAUGGGGAGUUACUAGAAACCUGCAUUGUAAAUAUUGCUUUACCAAACAGAUCACGGAAGAGUAAAGUGUCUGCACGUAAAAUUGGACUGCAGAAGUUAUGGGAAUGGUGCAUAGGUAUUGUCCAAAUGACAUCUCUACCCUGGAGAGUUGUUAUUGGGCGACUCGGGCGUCUUGGCCAUGGGGAGCUUAAAGAUUGGAGUAUCCUCCUUGGAGAAUGUUCACUGCAGACAAUCAGUAAACGGCUCAAGGACAUGUGCCGGAUGUGUGGAAUCUCUGCCACAGACUCUCCUUCUAUCCUUAGUGCCUGCCUGGUUGCCAUGGAGCCCCAGGGGUCCUUUGUAGUGAUGCCAGAUGCUGUCACAAUGGGCUCUGUUUUUGGCCGAAGUACUGCACUAAACAUGCAGUCAUCUCAGCUUAACACCCCUCAAGAUGCUUCUUGUACACACAUCUUGGUAUUCCCAACAUCUUCAACCAUCCAAGUGGCUCCAGCCAACUAUCCCAAUGAAGAUGGGUUUAGCCCCAACAAUGACAUGUUUGACCUUCCAUUCCCAGAUGAUAUGGACAAUGACAUUGGCAUAUUAAUGACUGGGAACCUCCCCUCCCCCAACUCCUCCCCGGUCCCUUCCCCCGGCUCUCCUUCUGGAAUCGGUGUGGGCUCUCACUUCCAGCACAGCCGGGUUCGUUUUGGAGCAGUACAACGCUCUGUCCUGGCUCACGUGCAAUCCGGCCACCCAGGACCGCACCUCCUGCCUUCCCGUCCACUUUGUGGUGCUCACUCAGUUGUACAACGCCAUCAUGAAUAUACUCUAACGGAAAAGCACUUGUCCUCUGGCUCAGUUCCUUCUCCUGCAGCCUCAGUCACGGAGCCUGCUGCCCUCUGCAGGUGCCCGCCCUCUUCCCGAGACCACUGCGCAGCCUGCACUGUGACUCCUCCGCAGGCACGUCUUGUCUCUGCAGUGCUCCUUACAGAGUGACUCACAGACACUUCCUCAUGGACCCGGAAACGUCCACAGCAGUGACUCCAGCCAGGGUGUGGCGUGGGCACCCCGGACCCCUGGCUCAUGGGAAGUUUCAGCUGGUGUUGGUUUAUAGGAGGGAAACAGAAGAGAUGGUAUCCUUUUGCACACAAGAGUCUGUGUUUUCAGUCUCUGUCUAAACUAAGGGUAGUUUAGCCCUUUGGAUGAAAUCCUCUAGUUAUUGGUGUAUGGCCUGUGGGUUACCUGAACUCCAUAUUCUAGGACUUUUUCAAAAUGAGAACCAGCUCAAGUACAUGAUUUCACCGUGGGCUUCUCUCCCAGCACGCCCAUCGCGAGGGGCGUGAGUGCUUGGCUAACUUCAUACCUGUGUGUAGAUACAAAAGUCUGGAGACAUCUUCAUUUUGUUUAUUUAUUUUAAAUUGUUUUGUCAUAGGGUUUUUGUGACUUUUAAUUUUUUUUUUUUUAAUUUGCGAGGACCAGGUACAGUAGCUGAAACCCAACUCAGACCCACUGUAGGAUUCUUUGACUACAUACCUCUGUCCUAAGAACCAGAAAAGGAGUGAAAACAAAUUGGGGAGGUAGACCUAAAAAGUAAUAUAUUUCUAACCAUCCAGCAGCAGGUUUUGCUCAGAACAAAUUGGGUAAGCAUUCUGCCCAUUCCUUGUUAAAGUGGCCAGCGUUUCAUGAAGGAUAACAUUUUAUACAGAAGGCAGUCAAGCCCAACCUAGAGCCAUGGAGGCACGCACCUUCCUUAGUUUUAUAUAGUCACUAUGGAGAUAUAUUUUCUAGUGAAUUCUUAUUGGAAGCCAGGUCUCUCCUCUCAUUAGAUCAAAGGGGACUCAUGUACAUAUUACAAUCGAAAGUGUUUGCUCAGAAAAUCAGUUACAAAUAUGGUGAAUUUUUUCUGGACCAUAGUAAUAUUAUUUCAAAGAAAUAUUACAGCUUAACCAUUAAAUUAGUACUUGAAGUUAAGCCUUCAUGGUGGGACUUUUUUUAAAAAAAUGCCUUUUUAAAGCAUUAGUGGCUAAUUGAAGUAUUUUAUGACUCCUCAUUCCAGGCCCGAGAGGGUUGUCUUUCAGAUUCCGUUUCAGCCCUCGCUGGCGGUGUGUUGUCAGAGGGCGUGUGGGGCUGGCCCGCGAGGUGCUCUCGCCAGGCCUGGGCGCUAGUCGUCUGUGCAGAGAACCGUGCAAACUACGAACGUUCUUCCAAGAGACUGCCAUGUCCUGGGUGUUAACUGAAAGGAAAAUGUAAUAACAAUAGGAUUUUGUAAAAGUAUUUUUCUUGAAAUAAUCUAACGUUUAAAACAUUAUAUUAAAAAAGUGGUGUGGUGGGAAUGUGAAAGCAGAGAAAUAACUUGUAAAUGGAUAAUUUUGUUCUCUGUUCCACCAAUUGAGGGGGGGUUUGACUUUCGCAAUGUAUAGGUUUAAAAAAAUCUGAUAUAUCAAAACCAUUUGUAUCUAAUGUGUACAGUGUAAAAUUGACUUUAAAAAUAUUGCAGUGCUAUUUUUUCUUAAUCAGAAAGGAAAAAUUCUCAAGGCCUUUUGAAGAGCAUAAGAUGAUGAAGAUUGUAAACUUGUAUAAAAUUAUCUUGGUGAGAAGACAAAUUGUAAAGUAGAUAUUUGUAAUCUUUUACCACUUUGGGGUUGCUUUUUUUUCCAGAAUUCAUCAGAACUUUGAAUUUUUUUUUAAUGGGCUGUUUUUAAUGCAGGGGCUUUUCUUCCCUAGAAACCCAAUUCUAAGCAAAAAAAGAAAAAGAAAAAAAACACAAAAAACAAAAAAACCCUACAAAAAUUAAAAAAAAAAAAAAGGCAGCAAAGGGUAGAUUUCAUCUGGUGUCUUUUAUUUAAGUUUUUUAAGUUAAGAAAAGCUGGUGACAUAUUUAUACGUUUUUGUGCAAAAAUAAAUGAAUGGCAAUAGAUUUUAAAAAAUCUUAUUAUGUACUUCUGUGUGAAAGUCUGUAUAAUAUUUCCCUUAAAUAUGCAUUAUUUUACUUGUGAGUUUUUUACUGAAUUAAUCUGAAAUGUACAAGCCCUGGAUUUGCUACAGAGUGAGAAGUUAUUUUAUUUUUUUUUAAUUUUUAAUUUUGGCAAUCCUGCAGAAAUCAGAACUCUUACCAUGGUUUGAACUAAAAAGGGGAUUCGGGCGGGAGGGGGGGUCCAGCAUGCCUGUAUGUAUAUCUCAGAGCCUUUUUUAAAUGUAAAAGCUGUACAUUUCUGGGAAGUUCUGAAUUUUUUUGUUUCCUUUUUUCCUUCAAGCAUUUUGCAGUGAGCUUCUUUUAUAUAUAGCAAACAAUUUGAAAGAAUACAAAAAUAUGUGAAGUUCAUUUAAAAAAACCCUGCAGUAUAGCGCUGGUACAGUACACUAAAAGACUUUGAUAAAAGAAACAAUACUGAAAGGCCUCCAUUUUAAAUGUCAUUCAUAUAUACCUUGUGAAUGAGAGCUAUAUACUUUUACACACUUUUUUAGAGGAAUAAAUUAUUGAAUUACUGA